Messenger RNA from Rangifer tarandus platyrhynchus (Svalbard reindeer), 408 nucleotides. NCBI's taxonomy places the organism in Eukaryota, Metazoa, Chordata, Mammalia, Artiodactyla, Cervidae. The record is from the annotation of a GenBank genome assembly.
AUGAUGAAGGGAGCACUGCUUGUGCUGACCCUGCUGGUGACCAGAGAGCUGGCCUUCAACAUGCCUGAGGUGGAAGCCUGCCCUGUGUUUUAUGGUGGAGUUGCCUCGCUGUUGCUUGGAAGCAAAACAUUGUUGAACUCAACCCUCGAUUUGGUUGAUAGUACUGAUGAGGAAAAGGCAGCCUUUGGAAAAAUCCAGGAUUGCUUCAAUGAGGAGGGAUUUGAUGCCAAGCUUCACAUUACACAACUCCUGGAUAGCCUGGUUGUGGGCUCAGUUCCUGUCCCUCCUUCUCCUACUUCCUCCCAUGCUUCUGUCACCUUUAGUGAGAAUUGCUCUGGCUAUAAAGUGUCCUCAGUGGUAAAUGCUCUUAUUGGAUUCAAUUCUAGUCUGCUGUCUAUGGUGACAUAA